Messenger RNA from Diversispora eburnea, 537 nucleotides. The record is from the annotation of a GenBank genome assembly. Lineage: Eukaryota; Fungi; Glomeromycota; Glomeromycetes; Diversisporales; Diversisporaceae.
AUGUUUGAAGAAGAAUUGAAAUUUAUGCGUAAUUUGAGCAAACGUCAGUUUGCUCAACAAGUUUUGAAUUUCCUUAUGAUUGUUUCUUCCGCGUUAAUUGUAUGGAAAGCUAUGGCACUUUAUACUAAUAGUGAAAGUCCUAUUGUAGUUGUAUUGAGUGGAAGUAUGGAACCAGCUUUCUAUAGAGGUGAUUUGUUAUUUUUAGGAAUGCCCGAUGAACCAGUUAAAAUUGGAGAUAUAUGUGUUUUCAAAAUUCCUGGUAGGGAUGUUCCAAUUGUACAUCGAGUAAUAAAAGUUCAUGAUGAGACAGAAACAGGUAAACAAUUCAUUCUUACAAAAGGUGAUAAUAAUCAAGUAGAUGAUCGAGGAUUAUAUGAUCAUGGUCAAAUGUGGAUUCAUAAAGAACACAUAAUUGGUAAAGUGAAAGGAUUCUUACCGCAUAUUGGAAUUAUAACUAUACUUAUGAAUGAUUAUCCUUCUUUGAAAUAUGUUUUGAUUGGUGUUCUUGGAUUAUAUGUUUUAUUUAGUAGAGAAUGA